This is a messenger RNA of Astrephomene gubernaculifera, 10389 nucleotides long. The record is from the annotation of a GenBank genome assembly. NCBI's taxonomy places the organism in Eukaryota, Viridiplantae, Chlorophyta, Chlorophyceae, Chlamydomonadales, Astrephomenaceae.
UGGCUUCGUUUUUACUGUCGCCUUAGAUGCUCACCUAGCUCUAGGCGGACUUCCUAAUAGUUGACAUGUAUGUCCGACACUUAAUUAUCUUUAAGUAGCUGCUAUUAAAGUAUGGACGUGCGUCGCUGGCGGAAGGGCUUCUUCCUGGCCCUAAUUUCCUUGCUUCUUUCAAAUUCACCUUCCGCAAACUCUAGCACUUGCUCUAUUCAGCUGGUUGGUAACUCUACCACUGGUGCUUUGCUCGGAAGUGCGCAAGGUGUCGCUGAUUGCCAAUGCUGGGAGGAAUACGGUUACGGGCGAGGAGCCAUUAUCGAGUAUCCAUAUUUAAACUCUGAAUUAUCAGACCUUUGCGACAUGGCGGGCUUUCCUGGUGGCCUAUUUGGGUAUAGCGACAACAGCAACGACGCUGUCGCGGUUAGACCCUGGUGGCGCUCAGCCCAGCCAAACGCCACUACGCUUAAGUUCUCCGGCUCUCUAAUCACCCUCGAUGGUGAAGGUUCCCAGGUGCCCACAGCAGCCAAUCUGGACCUAACUGCCAACGGUCCAUUCAUGCCGUUGCUGUACUUCAGUCGCGUCACCAACCUCACCCUGCGCAACCUUGUGUUUCGCAACCUAACCGCCUCGGGACCCCUCAUCCUGCUGGAGGGCUGCAGCAACGUCACGCUGCAGAACGUGACCUUUGAGGACGUGCGGUUUGUGGCCGGCUCUUCCACGGCAGGGCUGAUCCGGGCUGUGCGCUUGUCGUACAGCGACGCUAGCUCAGCCGCUGCAGCAACAACUGCAGCAGGUGCCGGACCUGACGCUCCACUCUCAGAUGUAGUCAUGCGCGGAAUCACCGCACGAAGGAUCUCCGUUGCCUCUUCUGGGCGUUCCACAACUACAACCACCACCUCCAACUCCGCUCAUGUCACCUUGUCCGGGUGCAGCAAUGGCUGCGCUUUGGAACACAUGGCGUUUGAGGAUAUGGAGCUUGAUGCCUCGUGGGCUGCUGCACUCGCAGUUAGUGACCUCUCUUCGGCCUCCCUCUCCAAUGUACGCCUAUCAAAGAUAACAUCUGCUGGCUCCUCCUGCGGCAUCUCGAUCUCCAAUACCAGCAACGUACGGGCUGCGAACACAACCGCCAAAGGCUUUUCCUCUGGAUCCAAUAACCUGCAAGCCUCCGCAUUAUGUGCGCGACAAAGCGUGGAUCUGGUUCUUAACGGCUACAGCUGCAGCGGCUGCAGCUCACGCCAGGGUCCCUGCCUCAACACUGCCUUGUCCUCCAUCUCACUGUCCGGCGGCAACUUCACGGGUAACACAGCCACUGUAGGUGGUUCCGGAGGCGCGCUUUGCCUCCUGGGUAAUGUGGCAGGCAGCAGCGCUGCUUUGCAGUUGUCAAACUGCACUUUCGCGGUCAACACGGCGGGGUCAGGAGGAGCCAUCGCCGUGGUGCCAUCCAACGGCGCGUCGUUGUCUCUCGACAUCUCAAGCAGCACCUUUGUCAAGAACACCGCGUACAUGUACGGCACUGAGCCCGCGUUUGGCGGCGACAUCUACUCUGUGGAUGAUAGCAGCCUGGUCGUUAGUUCCUCAUCCUUUGUGGGCAGCACCGCCGCAGACGGGGGCAGCAACGGCGGCUCCAUCUACGCCCGAAGGUCGCGUGCUGCCGUUAGCGGUUCCAAUUUUACUGGUUGUACUUCUCUCAACAGGGGCGGUGCAAUUUAUCAUGAGCCGGUUGCCAAGUACUGCCCUUCGCCAGAUUCCUGCUCCCUUUCAUUGGAUGCCUGCCGCUUCGAAAACAACUCCGCUGAUGAAGGCGGAGCGGUGGUGUUCCUCCUGCUCGAAAACACCAUCAGCGGCUUCAACGUCAGCUCCAGCACCUUCCUAUCCAACAGUGCUGGCAAUGUGGGAGGCGCAAUCUCCAUGCCUGGUAACUGCGAGCCCUACGUAAAUGACGCGUGCAAGGUGCAAGCAGAUCCGAAACGCCAGGCGCUGUCAAGGCUCCGGAGCUGUCGCUUCGAGGGCAAUUCAGCUCUGACAGGAGGUGCUGUGUACUAUGCGUACAACAACGCGCAGGGGUUGAGCAUUACGUCAACAGAGUUCGUUGGCAACAGUGCAAAGGAGCAUGGAGGUCUUCAUAUCCGUGCCGUACCAGCCGUGGAGAUAUCGGACACGCUUUUUGCCAACAACACUGCCACGCUCAUCGGCGCUGCGAGCUUGUACUCCCUGCACUCCCACGCGCUGAUCAACAACGCCACCUUCCGCAAUAACAGCUGCAACCAGGGUGAAUCGGGCACGGGGUCGGCUCUGUAUGUUGCGGAGUACGAUGGAGUUACUUCAAACGGUACUCAAGAUGGUGAAGUGUUUACUUUGACCCUCUCCAACAGCACCUUUGAGGAUAACUUUUCCAGCUCCGAGUCUGGAGGCGCCUCCAUCACCCGUUGUAACGCCCUCCUGGAGGACGUAUCAUUCCGCAACAAUGCAGCUGCCCGGAAAGGUGGAGCCCUGUACCUCGAACCAGAUGUGGGCGGCGUACUGGUGGCAGCAAUGGACAGCGUCAAGAGGCGGGUCACCGAUGCCACGCUGCGACGUGUUCGUUUCCGUGACAACCGCGCCACCACCAACGCGGGAGCGCUGCUGGUGUCGGGCUGGCGGCUGCAGAUGGAGGACGUUUCGUUCGUCAACAACAGCGCCAACACCUUUGCAGCGGGGGGUUCAGACAAUGCGGGCGGAGCCAUGAUGGCGACCAAUUGCCCAGCCACGCUGGAGCUACGCAAUGUGUCAUUUUCGCAAAACCGGGCCUACCAGGGCGGGGCGUUGAUUGCCGAGGUGUGCAACAUGACGCUACGCAACGCCAAUUUCAGCAGCAAUACGGCUCGCGGUGAUGCGGGUGCGGUGCUGGUUACAGGCUUUACUUCAAAGGAUUUCACAGCGGAUAGCUCGCCGUACGCCCUCAAUUUGGUUGACACCGCCUUUGAGAAGAACAUCGCAAGCGGUGUCGGAGGGGCGCUUAAGGCGUACUGGGCUGUUGUGUCAGCAGCUGGCACGGUGUUCAACAACAACAAGGCUAGUAUCCAGGGAGGAGCGGUCUACCUGCAGAUUGUACCUCCCAUGCCGCAUACGGAUAAUGGAGCAGCCGUUGACACGGGUGUAAGGGCUGUGUUUGACCGUUGCGAGUUCCUGUCAAACGCCGUCAACAAUUCCGGCGGUGCACUAUUCCACGCUGCUUCGGCCGUGCACUUGAGCGACUGUAAGCUGUACGACAAUAGUGCUGGGAAUGGCUUUAUCUCCGACAGCUGGUCUAACGCCGGCGGCGCCAUCUUCGGCAUGAGUUGCACCGCGCCCAUGCGCCUGGCUGGCGGCGAGCUUAGCGGCAACCGGGCGGAUGGCCGCGGAGGUGCGGUGGCGCUGCUGUCGUGCGCCGCUUCCCUGGAGGGGAGCGACAUGUACGGAAACAUCGCCAAGCUGUCGGGCGGCGGCGUGUCAGCCGGACACCAGGUCACCAGCGCGCAACCCGAGGGCCCCGAGCUCUCCAUAACCAACUGCACCCUCCGAUCUAACACUGCGGCGGAUGAGCACGGAGGCUCCGUGCACACCACCAGCGUGCCGCUCAGCCUGCGGGGCUCCCGACUGGCAGCCAGCACAGCUAAGCAGAUGGGCGGAGCGGUCUUUAGCAGCGCGGCAGCCUCCGUCACCAUGUCGAACUGCACGUUGGAGGGCAACCGUGCAGGGUUGUCUGGAGGAGGCUUGAGAGCUGAGGGCUGCGGACUUGUCAUGGUCGACGGCUUAAUCGUCAAGGACAAUGGUGCCGAUAACUCUGGCGGCGGAUUGGGGCUGCUGAAUGCAAACUGUACGAGACUGCAUGGCCUGCGGCUUCUAAACAACAGCGCCGACUAUGGGGCAGGCAUGCAUGUGACCAUGCCUGCGCUCACACAGCACAUACCAACCGCUGCUGGGCUGCCCUGUGUUACCGCCUUCAGCAAGCAGCUUGGGAAAGGAUGGAAUGGACAACUAACCCGUGGCUCACAGGACAUCCUGGCAGUGCAGGGGACUUCCUUUGGCCUGGUGGCCUCUGAUGUCAGCGCUCACGGUAACAGCGCUCACGGUGCCGAGGGCGGUGCCCUGUUGCUAGAAGCAACCCGUGGGUCUGUCCUCAUUGACACCUUGAACGCCAGUGGCAAUUUUGCCGGCACCGACGGGGCCGCCUUGGCGCUGUACAGCACGCGCGCUGAUGACAAUAUGUUUUACUUGUCGUCAAGUCAGUUGUACGACAAUGAGGCGGUUGGGAUUGGCGGCGCGAUUGCAAUGGACGGCAGCUGGGCACAUCAGCAGAUGUUCAUUUCCAACACCACCUUCCAGCGCAACCGCGCCGCCUCGGGUGGUGCCGUGAGCCUCACUCGCAACGCCUCCCUAGCGCUGCAAGACUGCACCCUGGAGGACAACACAGCGGCGGGCAGCAGCGCGGGCGACAGCGGCGACGGCAGCGGGGGAUCACUGUACGGCGAGUCGUGCAACUGGAUGAUGCUGAAAGACACCACCAUCCGCACCUCUUCCGCUGUCCGGGGCCACGGUGGCGGACUGUACUGCUCCGGCUGCGGCGGCGUGGUGCUGCACAACGCCUCCCUCGUCCUCAACGACGCAGCGGGGUCGGGAGGGGCGGCCUAUGUUGACGCCUCCACCGCCACAGGGCCCUCCCUCGUGGCAGUGCUGGGGGGCAACAUGAGCUUCAACGCAGCGGGCAGCAACGGCAGCAGCACAGCUGUUGCCUCGGAUGGCAACCUCUUGUCUGGUUCAGGAGGCGCGCUCUACCUGGGCGGCCGGCUGGCUGCGGUGCUCAACGGCAGCCGUCUGGUGGGCAACACGGCGGCCAGGGCGGCGGGCGCACUGGCGCUGGACCUACGCUGCGAGCAGGAUACCUCCGGCGGCAGUGGCUUGGUUCCCUCCUCGCCACGCCUUUUCCCGCUCCUGGGUCGCAGCAGCAUUGCUACCUCCUCCUCGAGCUCCCCUGCGACCUCUCUGGCCGUCUCCAUGUCCUCCCUGCGCCCGGGGCUUGCGGAGAUCGCUGCAGAGAGCGCCCUCACUCUGCAAGCACUGGCGGGAGCCGUGGGCCGCAGUGCAGCUUCAGAUUGCUGGCCGGCGGUUGCAAACCGGCCGGGACUUUGGAACAACACGGCAGGGGAGAGCGGUGGCGGCAUCUUCUCAAGCUCCCCGUACACCCUCACCCUGCUGUGCGAUGACGGAGACAGCUCCACAGCCUGCUUUUUAGACACAGAGCUGGCAGACAUGCUCAAUGCCAUCUUGCAGAGCAGCACCGGUAACAGCACCGGCGCCGCUAGCAGCAUGACGCCGCCCUCGUUUUCUCCAGUUACCGCAGCUCAGCUUUUCGUACCAUCACCGCCUUCUAGUUCCAGCGCUUUUGGUAGCAGCAACAGCAGUAGCAGUGGCAGCAGUGGUUCGGUGCUGUAUUUGGGAAUGCUGCCAUCCCUGGAGAGAGUCCAGGGGCAGUGUCUUACUCAACAGGAGAGCUAUGCUGCCGUGUCCCCUAACACGGCAGUAGCUGGAUACGGUAACCAGGUUGCCACGACACCGAAGCAAAUGAUUCUUUCCGCGCUUUCAGAAUACGAGCAGGGCGCUUUAACGUCGUACACCAGUAACAUCGUUGGGACUGGAAGCAGCAGCAAUAGCAGCAACACCCCUGACAAAGCUUCAGGGGUAAAUCGGAGGUUGUUGACCGUGCAAACCGUCAUUCCUAGCAGUGGCACCGGGCCCACUGUUGAUAGCUCGAGUGGGAACGCGGUGGCAAUGCCUUCAGGGACACUCGACAUCGCCGAGCUCACAUCCGGCAGCAAUAGCAGCAGCAUGGCUGGGUGGUUGCGUCGCGCGGUGUUGCAGGUGGACGGGCACCUGGCUGAGGAGUGCCGGCCGGGUCAGCGCUGCGCAGUGGUGCUGCCGACCAAUGUGGCGGUGGCUCUCGACAUCUCGGUGUACGAUGCGCUGACGCAGCUGGUCAACGACUCCAGCACGGUUCAACCUGUAGUCCGUCUUUCUGUCAAUUCAACCAGCUCUGGUCACCCGAUCGACCUACUGGGCAAUCCCACAGCCCAGGCGGGCCAAGGGAUUGCAUCCAUUUCUGGCAUCCGCGUGCGCGCCCUGAAGGGAAACUACACGAUGCAACUGGACCUCAGCAGCACUGUCGGGCUGCAGGUGGAUCCUCUGGUUCUUGACGUCACCGUGCCGCCUUGUUCCCUGGGGGAGGCGGUGAUGGAUAAGGGAUACUUCUGCUCCAGGUGUGCAACGAACUUCUUUAGCCUGGACGUUGACAACCUCACGAAUACCGGCACCACAGCCGUCAGGGAGGGCUCCUGUUACGCCUGCCCGGACAACGCCAACUGCACGGGCGGUGCGGUGUUGGCACCGCUGCCUGGCUACUGGCACAGCGCCGCCAACUCAACCACCAUGCAGGCUUGCCUCAACCCGGCCGCGUGCAGGGAUGGAGAUGAUGCCGCCAAUGACGCCCUGGUUCGUUGUCAGGAGCGUUGGUACGCCUACUUUGGCAACCCAUGGCGAUUCCAAGCUCUUCAGAAAGACCCCUCCGGCGGCGCUGGUGUCGUUGGCUCCUACCUGGAUAUUCUAAGGCGGAUCACGGCGAACGCUACUUCCGUACAGCCGUACACUCCCUUAAUAUCCAACAGCAGCAGCGACUUUGACGGCUUCCUGCUGGACUGUGCGCUGUGGGGCCUGCCCGACAACGACAGCGCCAGCUACAUGCAGAUGCAGUGCGCUCCGGGAUACAGUGGGCUGCUGUGCGGUACGUGUACGAAGUACGAUGGUGUGCCGUACGCCCUCGACUCGGACCUGAACUGCGGCCUUUGCUACAGCACGGGGGGUACCGUCGCUAUCGGGAUCGUCAUGUUUCUGUUUAACACCCUUUCAAUUGGUUUCGCUUUUGUAACGACCGCCAUGGAAGAUUUCCAGCAAGACAAGCAGCAAGACGCAUCCAGCAGCUAUAAACCCGGGACCAAGGAGGACAUCGCUGGUGGGCACACGGAUAACGGCGGACAUGCCAGAACACCAGAAGAAACUGCUGGAGACGCAAACAAAGCUGGCGAGGCAGGCAAGGCAGCUGGCGAGGCAGGCAAGGUGGCAGUAAAAGCAGAUGAGGCUCAAGAAACACAGGGACCUGGAGAACCAGAGGAAGCUGGAAAAGCAGAGGAGGCUGGAGAAGCAAAGGAGGCUGGAGAAGCAGAGCGGGCUGCAGAAGCAGGGGAGGUUGGAGAAGCAGCAGAAGAUUGUAAAGCAGGGGAGGUUGAGGAAGCAGUGGAGGCUGGAGAAGCUGAGGGGGCUGGAGAACCAAUGAAGGCUGGGGAAGCAGCGGAGGCUGGAGAAGCAGAGGAGGCUGGAGGAGCAGCAGAGGGGGCCGGUGAAGCACAGGGGGAUGGGAAAGGAACGGAAUCCCACCAGAAGGCAAAGCGGGGUUUUGACGUCCCCGCGGCGGAUGUGUUAAAGCUGCUGAUUGUCCAUUUCCAGCUCUACCUGAUCGUCACUCGCAUUGGCCUGAACUGGCCAGCAUCCGUGAUGGGCCUCCAGAAAGUUCUAGGUACCAUCACGGGUAUCGUGAAGCAGGUCUACUCUCCCAGCUGCCUGCGUCCCAACGCUGACUCAGCCGAGCAAGCCCGGGUGCAGCUGCUGUCGGGGCUGCUGCUGCCCUUCUUCUCAGUGCUGCUUGUGCUGGUACUGUGGUUCCUACUAAGGCGGUAUUUCAAUAGCUCUAAAAGGGCAACGGCUGCGGCAGGAGCAGAGCCAUUGGGCUUGGCAAACACCAACACAGGCAGCACUGGUUCGCCUGCUGGGCAGCAGGGGGAGAAGCCACCUGUGGGCACUGUCGAGGGCAAUGAAUGCAUUAACGACGCUGAUGAAGACGCUGCUAUUAGUUCCCCUCGGACCCGUCGCAGCAAAGGAGGUGCGUUGCUGGUUAACAAACAGCAAUCCUUCCCUGCUGAUAGGUUUGUAGGCGGCCGGCGGACGACCCUCCGAUCCCUGACGUCUGUACCGACAUCAACGGCACACAUCGUCGUGCAUUUUCAACAAGCGCAGCAACCUGAAAUGGUUGACAAUCCCCUGGCUAAUCACCCGCCAUCUGGUUCAAGUGCUGGCGCCGAUGGCAAGAAUGAGCAGAGCGGUCUUGAGGAAGUGAAGGGCAGUCUACGGAGAGGGCAGGAAGACGAGCCAGAUUGCAUCGAGUUGUGCGAGUGCCUGUCUCCGAGGCGGAUUAAGUCGGAGCUAUUUGACAAUCCCAAGCUGCCACUGGAGAAGCAGAUGUUUUUGGCGCUAAUGGUUGGAUGCUUCAUGCUAAUGCCCGACUGGGCCACCGAGGCGCUCUCCAUUUUCGCAUGCUACCGGCUGGACGACGGGCAGGUUGACGACAACGUGUCGUCGAACUAUGCACAAUUCCAGCUGGCGACCUGGAAGUACGGCUACUGGAUUCGGGACAUGAACCAGCAGUGCUACACCGGCCGGCACCUUACUCUGUGGGUCCCCAUCGGCGUGGUAGCAGUGGUGGUGAUGUGCCUGGCAAUGCCGCUGACCACUGCAAUGCUGCUGUACAUGCACCGUGGUCGCUGGGACGAACCUCAAGUCGCCCAACUAUACGGUUUCCUUUUUAACUCAUACCGGAAGGAGUUCUACUUCUGGGAGGCCGUGUCGCAGUUGCAGACCCUGUCACUGGUGGUCGCGGAAGUCUUUGGCCGUGUACUGCCUGUGCUGCAGCAGGCACUGUUGCUAGAGGUGAUGCUGCUGGUAUUCCUCAUAGUCAACACCUACUUAAGCCCGCUUGAGGAGGAGGCACUCAACUCUCUGCAACUGGUUUCCACCGGGGUUAUCUGCUUGACGGUGUUGCUUGGCAUGUUUACCAGCAGCUCUGGCAUUGAGAUUUCCAAGGCCACGCAGACCGGCUUAGCAUUUCUCGUCCUGUUCAUCAACUGCGUCGUCAUUGCUGCCUUCGUAGCACUCUUCGUGUACAAUUUCAUACCCAUUGCCAAGAAGUUGGCAAGACGGUGCAAGGAGUGGCUGGAGAAGCACGGCUGGGUGUCGAAAUGCCUGCUACCCGCCGAUUCCAAUGGUGGCUUGGAUGCCCGUGGGCAACGACGGCUCUUCCCUCUGUGCUGCGUGAACCGUACCGGCAGUACCGUUACUGCGGACCAAGGAUCCGACGAACUUGGUAGUGCAAAGAACAGGAAUGGCAGUGCAGACGGUGAGAACAGGAACGGCAGCGGGCCUCAAGGUGAUAAGGGCCGUGACGGCGGUUGCUUUGGUUCUGGACAGCGUAGUAAGCGUUACGUGGCUGGUGUAGGACAGAACGGGCCUGACGCGGUGUAGACUGUUAAGGAGCAGGUACGGCUGCCGCAUGCAGUACACCGUAGCGGCAUCAACAGCAGAAGCUGCUGCACAACGAGGUGCAUGUGCAUACUCGAGGCAAUCGCUUACUGAGGCAUGUCAAUUCUACGUCAUAAUAGAUACCGAUAAAUGUGUCCUGCUUAACGUGUCAUGUAUGUAGGAGCAUGUGCUGUUGCAAUGCGUGGUCAUGGGGCCAAUACCACUGGGGGAGUUUCAGCACUGUACUUGCUGACGGAAACUGCAGUUGAUAGGGAUGCAUGCACCCUAGGCCUGGCUACCUAAGUUCCUAGCUUCAUUUCGUAUUAGCAUCGUGAUGCCAUGGCACACGUGUGAUGGCAUGUCAGCCAAUGUUCAAAUCAUAUUCCACUAAAUAGCGCGCCCCGAUAUCUCUGCCAUGCUGUUGACAGGCAACUGUUGCACUCAACAGUGUUCCUCAACUAUUAAAGCAUAGCGUCAAUAUGGCUUUAGUUACUAUAUAUUGGAUGGGCGUGUCUCCCUGCGUUUGAAACGCGGUCAGGGUUUAAAUGCUACCCAUGAACGUUUUUCGCUGAUGAAGUCCUUUUCAUAAUGGGUGGGUAUCCGUAUGGUAAGGUUUCGAUCUUCAUCUCGUGGUGUUUUUAAGUUGAUUGUUUUGCCGCAUUUGCCAGCUAAUGACGGGCGCAGCGAAUUUGCAUUUUAGGAUUGCUUAGGAUGUUUGCCUCCAACAGCAUUGUCAUUUGUGAUGACUCCAUAGCAAUCUCGUGCCAUACAGUUCAUCCGUGAGGAGCUGUACGACUGUCCCCUGCCGUAUAGUCCUAAUGUGUACGGUAUACACCUCGUCAGAUGGUUGGUUUAGUUACAUGACCUGAACGACACGAAUGCCGCACCGUGGCGUGUAGCAAAAAUGUGGCAGAAGUACACAUUACAGCGUGUGACCCAUGGGCCCGCGCUAGCAUGUAAUGCCCCUGUAAGAGACCCUGCACAGCGUGCUUCUGCACGUACAGGAUGUUAGCCGGAGCCGUUUCCUAUGUACCGUAU